Molecule: messenger RNA, 1984 nt
Organism: Achroia grisella
Lineage: Eukaryota; Metazoa; Arthropoda; Insecta; Lepidoptera; Pyralidae
Gene: 14-3-3epsilon
Product: 14-3-3 protein epsilon
Exons: 6
Coding region: 118-903 (261 amino acids)
Biological process (GO): signal transduction
Cellular component (GO): cytoplasm
Source: RefSeq, a predicted model, not a curated record
AUGGGCGGAGUUUAGUUGAAGAUCGAAUUCGGAUUCGGUUGGCGGGCGCGGCCAUCUUGGUGAAUUAGUGACCUGGCGAUUCGGUUUUAGUUAGUGAAAAAUCAUUUGUCAUCCACAAUGUCGGAAAGGGAAGAUAAUGUGUAUAAAGCCAAGCUAGCUGAACAGGCUGAGCGCUAUGAUGAAAUGGUGGAGGCGAUGAAGAACGUGGCAUCCCGCAACGUCUCUGACAACGAACUGACCGUCGAGGAGCGUAACCUGCUCUCAGUGGCGUACAAGAACGUGAUCGGUGCCCGCCGGGCCUCCUGGAGGAUUAUAUCCUCCAUCGAACAGAAGGAAGAAACAAAAGGCGCAGAGGACAAACUGAACAUGAUCCGCGCCUACCGCAGCCAGGUGGAGAAGGAGCUACGCGACAUCUGCUCAGACAUACUCAGCGUGCUCGACAAACACUUAAUCCCCAGCUCACAGACCGGCGAGUCCAAAGUUUUCUACUACAAAAUGAAGGGUGACUACCACCGGUACCUGGCGGAGUUUGCAACCGGCAAUGACCGUAAGGAGGCGGCCGAAAACUCCCUGGUCGCAUACAAGGCCGCCUCCGACAUUGCAAUGACGGAAUUGCCACCUACCCACCCCAUCCGCCUCGGCCUCGCUCUCAAUUUCUCAGUAUUCUACUACGAAAUCCUGAACAGUCCGGACCGCGCGUGUCGGCUGGCGAAGGCGGCGUUCGACGACGCUAUCGCCGAGCUGGACACGCUCUCCGAGGAAAGCUACAAGGACUCCACCCUCAUCAUGCAGCUGCUACGGGACAACCUCACCCUCUGGACCUCGGACAUGCAGGGCGACGGAGAAGGCGAGGCAGAACAGAAAGAGCAAGCGCAAGACGUGGAAGACCAGGACGUGUCGUAAUACCUUUUAACGUAAUAUUUAACUAUAAUAAAAAAAUAACUAUAGUAUCAUAUAAGACCCAGCCCUCAAUGACAACCGGUUGUAAAGGUAACCAUUGUAAACCGUAUAUCAGUACUCGCUGACCGCAAACAUACUCUCGCGUCUGGGACACUCUCCAACUUAUUCGUGCGUACACUGGAAAUUAUCUGUUCGUAUAUAUAUAUAUAUAUAUUUAUAUAUAUGUAUAUAUACACACAACACACACACCGACCUACCGCCUGUAUAACAUAUAAUACGAUUUCAUUUAUGUAUUGUGUCAAAUUGUCUAUGAGUAAUAUACAUUUUAAAUAUCUACUUCUUUUUAUAUAAUAUUUGUUUUCAAUGACGAAAAAUAUGGUAAUGUUUAAGAAAAAGUACUUUGGUAUUGCAUUUUAACUGUAUGUUCUUAAGGAUGUAUUUUCUUAACGAUACACUUAAUUGAUCUCUAGCGAUGUUAUCUUGGCUUGUCCGCUCCGAGUGUAGGCCGCGCGCGUCCCCGUCCCCGCCGCGGGUGCGACGCGGCGACGUCUCGUGACCGUCACGUGGCCGACACGUGACCGACACGUGGCCGUCACGUGACCGGCGCGUCACCGCGGGGGGCCGCCGCCGGCCGAGCCGUAGGUCUCUCUCGCCGACGGGGAUAUUUACUGUGUACAACGCUAAUAGACGUUUCCAUCUUUUCACCGCUACUCUUUAAGGUGGGAAUUGUAAAUUUUCUAAGUAUUUUAUACCGUGUGUAAAAUUAAAUGUAUUUACUCUGUUGAGACUUUACGAGCACCAUAGCGGCAAAUGUUUAUGAAGUAUAAUGUUUAAUUUCGGUAUACACUAGGUAUGUAAAUGUGUUAUCGUCGUGGAUGGCGUAGUUUAAUUGGUUUGUACGUGUCGCAACUCGGUGUCGACAGCGCAGUCUGCACAAACUGUCGUCCGUACGGCUCGCCGGCGACGCCGCGCAGCGCUGCACUGCAGCGGCACGCGUACCCCUGUAUCGCUGCAUCCGCUGCAGUACAGCGCGUUCAGCUGUAUCACAGCACUGCAGCGGGACGGGUACCGCUGUAUCUCUGUA